AUGAGCGAUAAGGAUAUUCGUAACAUGCAUCAAAUACAUGUGAACUUAAAUGCGACAGUGAUCGAGAUGGUUGUUACUCAUUCUUCAAGCUUGAUCGAAGCUGCUAAUGUGGUAAUCAAUACGAGUGGCUCAUCCCAUGGUGCCGAAAUUAGUUGGAGAUCCAAAAAUAUUUCAAAGAGUAGCUCAAGUAAUUUUAUCCAAGUUGUUGAAGAAACAAGAGCUGCAAUUGAAGAGGAAGGAAGUCAAAGAAAUUCCUUGGAUGCUUGGAAAAGCUGUAUAGAGGGUGUUGGUCAGGAGUUCAAGAAUGUCGAAACUCUUCGUGACACCAUUCGCAACUUGUGUAUCACAAAUUGCAGAUAUUUUGUGUUCAUGAAGAACGAUCGUGAGCGAGUUACUGUGGAAUGUGCAUAUGAAGAAUGUGAAUGGCGUAUCCAUGCUUCUCGACUUGGUAAUGGUGAAAAGUUUGCAAUUAAAAAAUUGAACAGUAACCAUACAUGUGGAGGAGGGAUGCAAGUCCGAUCGCAUCUGAAGGCUUCGAAACGUUGGGUUUCGAACAUUGUUAAAGAUAAACUUCAAGAUAUGCCAUUAUAUAAGCUGACUGACAUUAUAAAAGAUAUUCGUCGGGAAUAUGGUGUUCAAUUGCCGUAUCAUCAAGCUUGGCAUGGUAAGGAGCUGGCUAUAAAGGAGAUUUAUGGUGAUAGAUCACUAUCUUAUGAUCGAAUUCGGUGGUAUUGCGAUGCCAUUGUUCAAACCAACCCCGGCAGCAUUGUAGAGUACGAAACAAUUAAAGGUCGAUUCAGACGUCUGUUCAUUUGUUUUCAUGCUUCACUAUUGGGUUUCAUAAAAGGAUGUCGACCUCUAAUUUUUAUGGAUGGGACAUUUAUAAAACAUAAGGAUGGAGGUGUAUUGCUUGGCGCCACUGCCAAAGAUGGCAAUGAUGAUAUGUUUCCUAUAGCAUAUGGUGUGGUAGAUAUAGAAACUGAUGAAAACUGGGAAUGGUUUUGUCAGAUUUUCAAGAAGCUAUUCAUAGUUGCAGUGCUUGUCCAUUAUCGUGCAGCUGAGAGAAAGAGGCUCCUUGAUUUACUAAAUGCUAUUGCGUAUACUCCAAGGCUUAAUGUUUUUCAAAAGCUAAUUGGGAAGCUUACAUCAGAAGCCCCUGGUGCUUCCACCUUUCUCCUACAUGCCAACCCCGAGUAUUGGGCAAAUGCAAUUUUUUCAGGUCCAAGCUAG
Messenger RNA from Phoenix dactylifera (date palm), 1230 nucleotides. Lineage: Eukaryota; Viridiplantae; Streptophyta; Magnoliopsida; Arecales; Arecaceae. The record is from RefSeq and is a predicted model, not a curated record.